Messenger RNA from Stegodyphus dumicola, 1882 nucleotides. RefSeq lists its product as uncharacterized. The record is from RefSeq and is a predicted model, not a curated record. NCBI's taxonomy places the organism in Eukaryota, Metazoa, Arthropoda, Arachnida, Araneae, Eresidae.
GUCACUAAAUUUUUUCAUUUUGCCAAUUGUUAUGAAUCUGCAGUUUUUUACCUAAUAAUUUGAAAAUAAGUUACUAAUUAGAAUAUCCAGAUGAAAAUGAUGGGUGAUGGAAAUUAAGCACCAGAAAAGAUGUAAAAAGACAAUUACUAACAGUAGAGAGGAGAAAGCAGAUCCAGUCCCUUUUUUAAAAACUUCAGAGCAUAAAAGAAUAUCCCGAAGUCCAAGUGGUAACACAAAGAAUGAAAAUAAGAAGAUUACAUCAAAAACAGUCACAAUUACCAAUGGAAAGGAGAUAUCAAAGAAAACAAACGAAAUAGUGAAAGGAGUCUCAAAAAUUUGUGUCAGCGAUUUUGCCACAGCUCGAAAGACAUCAAGGAGUCUAAAAGAUACACUAGAUUCAAAAAGAAUAAAAACAGAAAAUCAAACCGAAAUUAUCCCGUUUAUCGACAAAUCCCUGUUAUCAUCUGCAGAAUUUCUGAAAAAAGGAGUUAUAAACAAUCUCCACCCUGGAAUCGUGCGAGCCCCAAAAGAAAAGGGGAUGCUCUCAGAUUUGGGUCUAAGAUCAAGAACUGUUCAAAGACAUAGCAGAAAUAAUAAAGUGAACAAAGAAGGUAAAAGGAAAAGAAGAACUAAGGAGACAUUACAAAAUAACAAACCAGCUCCGAAACCGAAAAUAAGUAUUCAACAAAGAAAGGAGAGACGACCAAGAGAGACAAAACAAAAGAAACUUCGUAAGAUGGUUAAUACUUUAAAAAAGGGAAAGAAAGAGAACAAAGAUUCGGAAACAAUUAAGUUAAUGCGAAAAAGAAUUAAAGUAAAGAAACCAGUUGUCACGAAAGCCAGUGUCAAUGUAAAACAGCUUGAUGAGCUCGCAAAGAAAAGACUAAUCCAGGGAAUACAAACUCAAAAUCUCAACCAAGUUGGCAAAAAUCUUCUUCAACAGGCAUCGAUCGAAGAUUGUAGUUCUAACAGAGAUACACAAAAUUCAGCUGUGGAUGCAAAGUGUGAUCCAUCACCAUCAAGAAGGCCACCACCACUGUUCAGACAAGCAGAGCCAGUGAGAUUUCAGAACCUAGUAUCAAAUCCAAAGAAUGUACACAUCAAACAAUCUAAUGGUGCCAUACAAACAUCAAUUGUAGCCAGUUCCAAGAAGGGAAUACAAGGUAUAUCUACAAUUGUUGGAUGCGAUUCACUACCAGCAGAUAGGCCAACAAGCCCUCUGCAUUGCAAAGAGCCAUCGGCUGCAUUCCAGAAAGCACCAUGUUCAAAUAAUGAAGAGUUUAACAAGUUAACACACGCUCCGCACAGACGAAUUUCCUCUCAGCAAAAAACAAAUGGAAAGAAUAUUGAAUUUAAUCAUAUAGAUACCAAACAGAAAUAUAAUACAUCUUUUUCAAAAAUUCCUUCUGUACAAAAAAAUUAUCUGCAGAAUGUUCCAAAUCAGAGCAUUUCAUCAAGAAAAUCUCAGGAAUCAUCACUUUCAGAUUGUUCAUUACGAACAGAAAACGUAAAUUAUCAUUCGGAAAUCUCGACAGUUUAUGGACAAAAAUUUGGUGAAAACUAUUCACAUCAAACUGUAACAAAGUUUCCGAAACCUAACAGGCAAAGUUUUCGAGCAUCGCAGAGCUUUCAAAUCGUGGUUUUAAGAAGAAUGCAAAGGCCUUUGGAUGUAAUUUAUCGAAUUCUUCUGUAUUUAUACAAUACUUUUCAAAAAUUUCUUACGGAAUAGAUAAUAUAUUAAUUUCAUUUGAAACUAAAAUGCUGCUAAUUAAAACUGGCAGUUGCUUUUAUAAGAAACUUACAUAAAGCUACAUAUAAAUGUACAAUCAAUAUUGAAAUUACUGUGCCAACUUUUAAUUGAAAGUUUAAAAACAUCAUGAAA